Messenger RNA from Anneissia japonica, 606 nucleotides. Its product is annotated as nitric oxide synthase-interacting protein-like. Gene Ontology annotation, cellular component: nucleus. The annotation marks the transcript as partial. The record is from RefSeq and is a predicted model, not a curated record. Gene Ontology annotation, molecular function: ubiquitin protein ligase activity. The transcript is spliced from 2 exons. Lineage: Eukaryota; Metazoa; Echinodermata; Crinoidea; Comatulida; Comatulidae.
GAAUAUAUUUUGGGAGACUUAAUUUAUAGAAAAGGAUUUGAUCCUUCUGGUGGUGCCCAAUCACUGCACAAUCAUCACCAGAAGGACCUCAAUGAAAAAAAUAAGUCUUCAGACUUCCAUGGAUUAUUCUUAGUGUUGGACCCCACUGCAAAAAUAAAGUCUUCAGACUUUCAUGGCUUGAAGUAUCUUUGGUGUUUACACCAAGAUCCAUCCAUACGUCCAACAUAUUUAUUUUGUUUAAUUCUAUUUGUGUUUCAGGAUAAAACCAUUUAUUGUCCAAUAAGUAAAAAGCCUAUAAAAAUGAAGGAUUUAAUAACGGUCAAGUUCACACUUGCUGAUGAAAAAGACAGCCAGCCUUUAGUUGCUAAAAAAGUGCGUUACAAGUGUGCAGUCACCCAUGAUAUUCUCUCAAAUUCUGUGCCCUGUGUUGUGUUAAGGCCAAGCGGCAAAGUUGUUACACAAGAAUGUUAUGAGAAACUUAUCAAGAAAGAUAUGAUAGAUCCUGAGACUGGAGUUAAACUUGCAGAAUCUGAUAUUAUUCCACUCAAAAGGGUAAUUCAUAUUUGUUGUUGUUUACAAUGUAAAUGUUAAAUCAACUAAUAGCAU